GUCACAACCUACAAAGUGGCCGUAAACCCAACUCACUCACUCACUCACUCACUCACUCACUCACUCACUCAUGUGGUACAUUCUGUGUUCCAGUGACACAACUGACAGUAACAAUUGGGUGAAUCGCACAGUGGCCGAUGUGCAACACUUCACUCUGCAGCACCUGCAGCCCGUCACAACCUACAAAGUGGCCGUGUACGAGAACGGGAGCGGACACAUCCAUCACCACUCCAACAUUCUCGCGGUCACAACACUGGAAGGAAAGCCGGGAGUCCCCACCCACUACGUGUGCCACAUGUGGAAGGGGGACAGUCUACAGGUGGUGGUGCAGUGGAAGGCUCCCCACCUCCGCCCACAAGCUGUCUACCAGUACCGGCUGCACUACAAGGACACGACCAAGAAUGCGGACAGGAUGGUGAUUAUCCCUACAACAAGGGCAGACACCAAGAGACAGUACUCCUAUGCCCUCACCUCCUCCCAACUGGAGAAACACCAUCACUACACUAUCUGGGUGACUGCUGUGUCUGAUGGCGGAGAAAGCAACCCCACAAACAAAACCAGCAUUACCUUCCAACAUCAGAACUAUAAGCCAGUGCAAGGUCUCAAAUUAACCAACUCAGGCAAAACCAGCCUGACGUUGUCAUGGAAACCAAUCAAAGGCGUCAUCACAUAUGUGGCCACCGCGAGGUACCAAUUGACCCCUGAUGAUGAUGAUGUGGAGACCAAGAAAACAGUGAAGAAUGCCACUGUUACAUUCACACGUCUCUGCCCUGGGACAUCCUACUACUUCAUCGUGCAGCCGAUCUUCAAGGCCGGGCCCGGAGUGCCCUCACAAGCCUUCUACGGGAACACUGAAGGAAAACAGGUCCAAGCACCCCAAAAUGUCAACAUCACCAAGUCUGCCGCCACCCAAGUCCACAUCCAGUUCCCGGAUGCCGAAGCCAAAAAGUCACACAUCGUGUAUUACAUAAAACACAGUGAGAUGGAUGUGCAGGAUUUCCUGCUUCACGCUAUGAGGAAGAAUGUGACAGCACCGGAGACCUUCAUCAGUGGGCUUCAGGCCUGUGAACGCUACUUCUUCAGGGUGGGAGCUGUGCCAGAAGGAUGCCCACUAGGACCAGUUGUGUCCAUCGAGACUGACCCAGAUGACAAGGCUCCCCCGAAGAACUUGAGGUAUUCUUUUGUGCACAAGGAUGGGAGGAUCGCCCUCAACAUCAGCUGGGAAGCACCAUGCUACUACAAGGGCAUGCCACUGUCAUAUCAGAUAGAGAAAAAGAAUUUACACACGCGUAAGACUGAGAUGCUGAUCCUUGGCAAACCAACGACCAGCAUCAGGAACUCCCAUCUGGCCAUCAACCUGAAGCGAGGGGUCAAGUACGAGUUCCGUGUCGCCACAACCACAUCCGGAUCUCAGUAUUCACCUGCUGUCAGAGUAGCCAUACCUGCGUAUGCCCCGCCCAUCAACCUGGAGGCGGUGCACCUGGGCAAUGGACAGGUGGUGGUGAGAUGGAGGGCGCCCGAUAUGGACCGACCACCCAUCACUAACAGCUCUCAAGCCAGGUUCGAGGUGGAUGUCGUACGGAACGAGACUGGCAACGACUUCCACAUGAGCAACUACACCAGCUUGACCCAGUUGAGCUUCACCCUGGAGGUGGGCUUCAUGUACACGUUCAGUGUGAAGUACAACACCCAGAAUGGCUACAUCGGGGAGGUGGCGACAGUCUUGUGUCCAGUGUACAACAUCACUGCCCCGAACUCCCAACCAAGCACUAGUAUCCUGACAACCACCAACCUUGUAGCCAUCCUCGUCCCCAUCGGCGUCAUCGUCCUCAUCCUGUCUACCUUGCUGACAGUUUACAUUGUCCGGCAUCGGCGACUACAACGCAGUUUCCUUGCCUUCGCAAACAGCCAUUAUGACCCACGUUCGGGAACUACAACCUUCACUGCAGCAGAUGAUCUUGGUGACGAUGAGGACACUCCUAUGAUCCAGGGAUUCUCGGACGACGUUCCCCUCGUCAUUGCCUGAACUCUCAUCAUCCAAGCAGCCAUUGCAGGACAGGCUGAAUAAUGACAUCACGCAGUUGAAUUUUUACCACUUCAAGCUGAAGCAGCUGAAUCAUUUCAACUGGGUGAUACAUCGCAUAUCAACCGUACAGUACAACUGUUUCCAACAUUAUACAUUAAUACUCUCGAGGUCAUAGAUCUUUUAAAGCUUGUUGGAGAGUAACGUGAAAGAAUAUUACCAAAGUCUGAUUAACCCGAUUUUUCUGAAUAUUUUGUAAGUAAUGGCUAAAACGAACAACUUGGACCUUCGAAUCUGCUAUAUGUAGAGUUUGGUUAUCACAUGAUUUGUCCAGGACUGUAAGUUGAGUUGGUAAAAAUCAACUUGAUACUAACGUGAUAGUCGUUAAUGGACGUUUCUGUUUGCUCAUUUGAGAUGUGUUUGUAGAAGAAAUAUGUUAUAAAGUCCUCUCCGGAUAUAACUUAUCAGUUAUAUGCAAAGUUCAUCGCAUCAACAAUUCAGGGGUUUUGUGAGGUUUUUCGCUUAUUUGAAUGCGUAAUCUCAAAGCAAUUGAACUUUAAAAUGUGAUACAGAUUUGGGUUGAGACUAUUUGUCGACCAGGAAAUGACUAGCUAAUUUUUGUUUACCCCUAUUUUGUAUAUUUGAAGAUGCGACCUACUGUUUCCUGUUGUCGGGGAUCCCAGCUUGCAACUGUUCCAUGAAAUGUCAAAACUUGUGGAUAUAUAUUCAGUGUUGCAUUACUUGUGUAAAUAAUUCAAUAACACAAUAGUAGUAUGACUCUGUUUCAUAAAUCAGUGACCUUUUUAAUUUUUGUUUUGUAAACUGUCCACAUUGUUAGUGGAACAA
Haliotis rufescens (red abalone) is the source of this 2869-nucleotide messenger RNA. RefSeq names its product sortilin-related receptor-like. Gene Ontology annotation, molecular function: protein binding. The transcript has 13 exons. Lineage: Eukaryota; Metazoa; Mollusca; Gastropoda; Lepetellida; Haliotidae. The coding region runs from base 71 to 2026 and encodes 651 amino acids. The record is from RefSeq and is a predicted model, not a curated record.